Protopolystoma xenopodis is the source of this 282-nucleotide messenger RNA. NCBI's taxonomy places the organism in Eukaryota, Metazoa, Platyhelminthes, Monogenea, Polystomatidea, Polystomatidae. The record is from the annotation of a GenBank genome assembly.
GACGAUGAAGAUGAGGAUGAGAGCGUCGAAGAGCAAAGUGAUGAGGAUGAAAGUGAUGAUGAUGCUGAGAAUAUCGAAGCUAAUUUAUCUAAGAUUAUGAGUGCUCAUAAAAAUAACCAGAAGGCAUUAAAAUCUGCUCCCAAAUCGUGUCUCCGAAAUCUCAAGGCCCAACCUAGGGUUACGAAGGGAGAAAUUGGUAUGAAAGGUCCAAAGGCAUUUGGCGGCUUCAAGCCUAAAUCACUCGUGGUCCCACCUAAUCCUCGAAGUAAAAAGCUACACUAA